GUUUAGCUAUAUGCGAUCUUUGUCAUUUCUUCAAAGAAUUGUGUGGCAAGGUUCUUAAUGAGCAUAAUUUGGAGCACUUGGAGAAUCGAAUUGCCAAAACAUUGUGCCAGUUAGAAAAGAUUUUCCCUCCAUCUUUUUUCACUAUAAUGGUACAUUUGUUAAUUCAUUUGGCAUAUGAGGCAAAAGUUGCAGGUCCUGUUCAUUAUCGAUGGAUGUAUCCAAUUGAAAGGUUCCUUUUUACUCUAAAGUCAUUUGUUCGUAAUCGAGCACAUCCAGAGGGAUCUAUUGCAGAGGGUUAUUUAGCUCAUGAAUGCUUGAUAUUUUGUUCCCGAUAUCUCUCUUCGGUGGAAACUUAUUUUAAUCGACCUAGUCGAAAUGAUGAUUCGGAUUUUGUGGAAAAUACAAAUCUUUUAAAUCCUAGAGGGAGACCAUUGGGGAGAAAGUGUAAAGUUGGAUUCAAUGUGAAGAAAAGAAAAAGGGCUUCUCGGAUCUCCCUUGACAAGAAAACAUUGUUGCAAGCACAUAGAUAUGUGCUUUUUAAUAGCCAUAAUGUCGACCCCUUCCAAAAAGAACACAUUGAUCUUAUUAGGAGACAAAAUCGUCGACUAUCUUCUUAUGAAGUUGACAAAAUUCAUGGUCGAUCAUUUUCUGAUUGGUUCCGUGAACGAGUUUCACGGUUGGAAGAGCAAGGUAGUGCUCUAGUGACAGAUGAUAUCAAAUGGCUUGCACGUGGUCCACUAGAAAUAGUGAGAAAAUAUAGUGGUUAUAUUAUUAAUGGAGUUAGAUUCCAUACAAAGAAGCGCGAAAGAGGCUUAAAGACUCAAAAUAGUGGCAUCGUAGUUACUGUUAAGACAAAAAGUUAUGCUAGUUCAAGAGAUAAGCACCCGAAAGAAGGGCAAAUCAACUAUUAUGGUGCACUCACAGAUAUAAUUCAAUUAGAUUAUUCUGGAAAAUACAAGGCAUUAUUGUUCAAGUGUGACUGGGUUGACAUAAAUAAAGGUUGUAGAAUUGACAACUUAGGCAUGACAUUAGUCAAUUUCAAUUAUUUGCAACAUACAGGAAAUGAUGUAUGCGAUGACCCAUUUAUUUUGGCCUCUCAAGCCAAAAAAAUAUUCUAUGUAGAGAAUAGAACACAAAAUGAUUGGUUUGUUGUUGUGCAUGCUAAAGUUAGAGAUGUGUAUGAUUUGGGUGAUGAGUUGUCCAAUGAUGUAGAUCAAGUGAAUGAACAAGUCUUGCAAGAUAUAAAUGACAACGACUUGAUUAGACCAGAAGUUGAUGAUAAUCAUGAUAUCAUGGAAGUUACAACAUCCAUGGAGAGCAUUCUCCAAAAUGAUGAGGGUGGUGAUGAUACAGAGGAUGAGAGUGAGGGAGACUUCUUCUAAUAUAUAGAGCAAAUUAUUUAUCAAUCAAUUUAUUUGACUUCUAAUUUAUUGAAGUUACAAAGAAAGUACCAUGGGGAAGCGCAUAAGGAAGUUGAAUACUACUCAAAAUUGUGGACAAUCACAAGAGGAAGGGCACUCAAUUGAUGGCUAUAAUGAACUCAACCAAAAUAACCAUUCU
This is a messenger RNA of Cicer arietinum (chickpea), 1560 nucleotides long. RefSeq lists its product as uncharacterized. The record is from RefSeq and is a predicted model, not a curated record. NCBI's taxonomy places the organism in Eukaryota, Viridiplantae, Streptophyta, Magnoliopsida, Fabales, Fabaceae.